Messenger RNA from Pistacia vera, 1045 nucleotides. RefSeq names its product light-harvesting complex-like protein 3 isotype 1, chloroplastic. NCBI's taxonomy places the organism in Eukaryota, Viridiplantae, Streptophyta, Magnoliopsida, Sapindales, Anacardiaceae. The record is from RefSeq and is a predicted model, not a curated record. The transcript has 3 exons. Bases 107 to 856 code for a protein of 249 amino acids.
CCGAACUCCCAACCACUGUUAAGAGUUUGUAAGGCUGUAGAUACUAGAUAGCUUACCACCAUGUUCUGAGAAACUCUUUGGCUCAGCCUCGCUAUCAAAAGUCACCAUGUCCAUAUCCAUCGCUCUCCUUUCCCUCUCUUCUCCUCCAUCUACUCUUCUCCCCAAAACUCAUUUCUUCUUUACCCACAAACCCACUCUUUCACUAACUUCCACAAGACCAUCUUUCUUCACUUUCAGGGCCUCAGCAGCUGACAAUGGAGCUGGAGUCUCAGCCCCGGCUGCCACCGUGGAGGAACCAAAGGUCCCCGAAGCUCCAGAGGGCUCCGUGGGGUCCAAUGGAGCUGUGGAGCCCGAAGAAGUGAUGGUUUUGACCAAGUUCGGGGACCCCAAAUGGAUUAACGGAACUUGGGAUUUAAAGCAGUUUCAAAAAGAUGGGCAGACCAAUUGGGAUGCUGUUAUUGAUGCUGAAGUUAGGAGAAGAAAGUGGCUUGAGGAUAAUCCAGAAUCAUCCAGUAAUGAUGACCCUGUUGUUUUUGACACCUCAAUUAUACCUUGGUGGGCAUGGAUGAAGAGGUUCCAUCUACCCGAAGCUGAACUUCUUAAUGGCCGUGCAGCAAUGAUAGGAUUCUUCAUGGCUUAUCUAGUUGACAGCUUGACCGGGGUAGGUUUGGUCGACCAAAUGGGCAACUUCUUUUGCAAGACUCUAUUAUUUGUUGCUGUUGUUGGGGUGCUUCUAAUCAGAAAGAACGAGGAUAUUGAAACUGUGAAAAAGCUUCUAGAUGAGACAACCUUUUAUGACAAACAAUGGCAAGCAACCUGGCAGGAUGAGACUUCUGGAGGUAACAAAAAGGAGUAGUCAGAUUGCAGUUUAUACUUCGAGUAUUUGUUCUCAAUUAGUAUUGCUGUAAUUUAUCUAAGCUAGUGAAUGAUAAAGACUUUGAGUUGCUAUCUCUCACGCAUUUCAUACUUCUGAGUUUAGUAUGUAAUUUUAUGAACAUCUUUUCCUUAAUGAAUUCUGUGCAAUGGAAGAUAUUGUUGCCAUUGA